UACAUCUUAAGCAUCAAAUGACAGAGAAGAAAGACGAGAGAAAAAUGGAGAAGAAAGAAAACCAUGGCGGUUACAGGAAGGGAGGGAUGAGAACAAUGCCCUUCAUCUUCUCAAGUGAGAUUUGUGAGAGGUUGGCCAUUGAGGGUUUUACUUCUAAUACGCUUAGCUAUUUGACACUACAGCUUCACAUGCCACUAACCAAGGCAGCCAACACUAUAACAAACUUUCGUGGAACUUCAAGCUUAACACCUUUGCUCGGUGCCUUCAUUGCCGAUGCAUUCGCUGGCCGAUUUUGGACCAUAACAGUGGCUUCCAUUAUAUAUCUAAUAGGACUGGCGAGCUUGACGGUAUCAGCAGCCCUACCAAAGCUAAGGCCACCACCAUGCCAUGGGAAUGAAGUGUGCCAAGAGGCUAAUUCAAGCCAGUUAUCCAUCCUCUAUGUAUCUCUUCUACUUACAGCAAUUGGGUCCGGCGGAAUCCGUCCCUGCGUAGUGGCAUUCGGUGCCGAUCAAUUUGAUGAAACCAAAGCAAAGCAAAAGACUACAACAUCCAACUACUUCAAUUGGUACUACUUCUGUAUGGGCUUGUCCUCCCUUGUGGCUGUGACUGUGAUUGUUUACAUACAAGAAACAAUUGGUUGGGGUUGGGGACUUGGAAUUCCAUCCAUUUUCAUGUUCAUUUCCAUCAUAACCUUCAUCAUUGCCUAUCCAAUUUACCGGCACUCGGAUCCCUCAGGGAGUCCCUUCACUCGAUUGAUACAGGUCAUGGUGGCUGCCUUUAGGAAAAGAAAGUUGCCAAUGGUUUCAGAUCCCAAUUUGCUCUAUGAGAAUGAAGAGCUUGAUGCCUCCAUAUCCAUUACUGGGAAGCUUUUUCACUCUAAACAAUUAAGAUGUUUGGACAAGGCAGCAAUCUUGAUAGAGGAGGAGAAAGUUGGAUCUUUACAGACACCCAACUUAUGGAGGUUAAGUACAGUCCACCGAGUUGAAGAGCUGAAAUCAAUGAUUCGAAUGUUACCAAUAUGGGCUUCUGGGAUUCUUCUCGCAACAGUCUUUGCACAAGCGAGCACCUUCUCCCAACAACAAGCUAGAACCAUGGAUCGUCACCUCUCUCAUUCCUUCCGAAUCCCACCAGGUUCCAUGUCUAUCUUUGCCACGAUUACCACGCUCAUAACACUAUUCCUUUACAACCGCGUCAUCACCCCUGUUGCUAGACGCUUUACUGGUCUCAACAGAGGCAUCUCCUUACUCCACCGAAUGGGCAUUGGGUUCACCAUCUCUGUCUUUGCUACCUUUAUUGCUGGAUUCAUUGAGAUCAAGCGCAAACAUGUAGCUUCCAUUCAUGGCCUCACAGACGAGCCACACUCAACCAUCCCGAUUUCGUUUGGUUGGCUUGUCCCUCAAUAUGUUAUCCAUGGUUUGGCUGAAGCCUUCGUUAACAUUGGACAAAUUGAAUUCUUAUAUGAUCAGGCACCCGAGAGCAUGAGGAGCAUGGCUGCUGCACUGUAUUGGAUAGCGAUGUCGAUGGGAUAUUAUUUUAGUACAAUACUUGUGACGAUGGUAAAUAUGUGCACUAAGGGGAGUUGGCUUCAGGACAAUCUAAACAAGGGGAAGUUAGAGUACUACUAUUGGUUGAUCACAUUGUUGCAGGUUUUGAAUCUCAUAUACUACUUGUUUUGUGCCAAGUUCUAUUCAUGGAAGCCCAUUCAGCACCAUCAAAAAGGGGUUGAUUCUGAAGCCGCAGUUGAACUUGCUGGUCGGGAUUAGUUGGAGAAGCAC
Molecule: messenger RNA, 1775 nt
Organism: Telopea speciosissima
Lineage: Eukaryota; Viridiplantae; Streptophyta; Magnoliopsida; Proteales; Proteaceae
Product: protein NRT1/ PTR FAMILY 3.1-like
Exons: 4
Coding region: 18-1763 (581 amino acids)
Biological process (GO): transmembrane transport
Cellular component (GO): plasma membrane
Molecular function (GO): transmembrane transporter activity
Source: RefSeq, a predicted model, not a curated record